AUGCUUGACUCCUCUAUCGUUGCCACCAGCCUUCUGACCAUCGGGGAAGAACUGGGUUAUGUGAAACUUCUCAAUUGGGUUGCUCUGGCAUACACGCUGGCGUACCUAGGAUGUGCAGUUAUCUUUGCACGCUCUUCUGACGUGAUCGGCCGCCGCAAUGCGUAUCUGGUCGCCUUUGUCAUUUUUCUCGCCUUCUCUCUCGGCAGCGGAUUCUCUCGAACGAUGUACCAGCUCAUCACCUUCCGCACUCUCCAGGGUAUCGGCGGGUCUGGGCUGUAUUCGCUGUCCAUGACUAUCUGGCCUGAAGUUGCACCUUCACAUCUGCAGCAGCACAUUGCCAGCUUAGCAGGAGUCGUCAUCGCUGUGGCGGGCGUGCUGGGCCCUGUCCUUGGCGGAAUACUUACACACUAUGCGUCAUGGAGCGGUCCUAUUGCAGCUGUCGCCAUCGUUGUCUUUCUUUUGUCAUGGCCCAAAGCAGAAACUUUGCCACCGGUCCAGCUUCGCCCAUGGAGAGAGCUUGAUUUCGUCGGCUCAUUUUUGCUCAUUGCCGCUGCUGUGCUCGUUACAUAUGCAUUUCAGAACUCCAGUGCAGACGGUUUGCAUUGGGGACAUGCCCUUUUCUUGGCGCCGCUCAUCACGGGAGUCUUUUGCUGGGUAGCGCUUUUCGUCUGGGAGUGGAGCAUCGAGAGGCGGAGAGCACACAUAUUGGCUGCGUUUCCUAUGAAGCUCAUUCGGAAUCGCGUUUAUUUAUCGGCUCUGAUUCACACCAUGUUCACUGGAUUUCCCUUCUUCACUGUCGUCUAUGUUUUCCCCCUGCGUCUUCAAGUUGUCAAUGGUAAGAGUGCCCUCAUUGCCGGCGUCAUGUUACUGCCCAUGCUAGGAGGUGUUUCGAUUGGCAGCUAUGUGUCUGGUGCUAUUAACGCGCGAUCAAACCGAGUGUUUGAGAUCUUGGUGGUCUCCAGCUGCCUUUUGACUCUCGGCUGUGGCUUGGAGACCACCCUCUCUGCUUCGGUCUCUCUCCCAGCCAAGGCGCUUGGGUUCCUGCCCUUUAUUGGGCUCGGCGUCGGACUUGCAGCGGCAGCAUCAACCAUCGUGGCCAGUUCCGAGGCGCCGGAAGGCGAGCAUGCUCCCUCACAGGGAAUUUUAGCCCAGAUCCGUGUUUUUGGUGGCAGCAUUGGCAUCGCCGCAUCUUCAGCCGUGCUCGCCGCGCAGGAGGUGAAAAGGGUGGACUCCAUGCGAUUCACGAGUGCAGGAGCUCCAAUAUCAACACAGGACUCCCCGGAGGCAGUCUUGAUUCGCGAGAUCUAUUCAGAUGCAUUCAGAGGAGACAUGCGCGUUUGCAUAGUCAUAUCGGCAGUCAGUAUCGUUGCCGCCUGUGGCACCUACCGACGAAAUCGGAAACCAAUAUUCUCUUCAAGCCGCUUAGCAGAAGAUGGAUCGAAUGGAGACGAAGAGAAGACAAAGAGUUGUGGAGGAUCGGAUACAGAAAGAUCACAGCAAGGCUCGGACGAAGCUGCCUCGGAUACACAAGUUACGCAGCUUUCUAAGUCGGAAGACAAGCAAGAGGACAAAGAGAUCGGCUCAGCCGAGCAACCAGAGUUGGCCAAACACAGCGAGCAUUCGGAUCAAGCCGCCCUAAACAGAGAGGCUAGGGAAAACAGUUCGGCACGUGCUAGUGGACACUCUGGAGCAAUUGUGAAAUGA
Grosmannia clavigera kw1407 is the source of this 1704-nucleotide messenger RNA. RefSeq names its product major facilitator superfamily transporter multidrug resistance. Bases 1 to 1704 code for a protein of 567 amino acids. Gene Ontology annotation, molecular function: transmembrane transporter activity. Gene Ontology annotation, biological process: transmembrane transport. The record is from RefSeq and is a predicted model, not a curated record. The transcript is spliced from 2 exons. Lineage: Eukaryota; Fungi; Ascomycota; Sordariomycetes; Ophiostomatales; Ophiostomataceae.